CGCGGAGGCCCCACGCACCCUGGCAGGAAGCGAGGGCGCCUGCAGCUGAAACGGUGCAUCCGAGGGGGCCGCGAGCGGCUCUGCAGUGCCCAGCGCCUCAGCGCAGAAUCGCCGCCGCAAAGCGCCAGUCACCAUGGCGGGGCUCCCGGCCACCCUGGGCAAGGCGUUCCAGCCCGAGCUGCAGCCCUUCUGCCGCGUGGAGCCGGCCCUGACCCUCGAGGAGCUCAAGAAGGUCAAGGGCCUGCUGGUUGAGAAGCAGACGCUCAAUUUCGGAAAGGCGAAGGUGAAGGAUGCUGCCGGAAAGCCAACUGGCACGUUCAGUGCUUCUGCAGCCAAUGCAUCAGGGGACCAUUCGGAAUCGAGCAUGUUUGGCAGUUGGUUCCGGGACAACGCCUUGAUUGCGUACGGGUUGUACAUCACAGAUCCCGAUGGUCCGCAGGCAGACGACGCAGUGGCUUGUGUCAAGUCCAUCGCUGAUUUUCUUUUGAGCUCCCAGUGCUUCAAGAUGGAGAUGGUCAUCGCUGGCCUCAAGGAUGUCAAGGGCCCUGAACCGACGUGGAUGGACAGGCCACACAUCCGUUUCAUCGGCGCCACUGGCAAGGAAGACCCCAAGUGGUACAAUCACAAGCAGAACGACGCUCUUGGCUACUUCAUAUUUACGCGGUGCACUUUGGCAUUGAGUAAGAAAAUGCCGAUGACGGGAGAUCACCUGAAGCUCGUAGGACAGCUCUUUGACUACUUGAGAGCAAUCGAGUCGUGGGAUGACCUUGAUGGCGGCCAUUGGGAAGAACACUCUGCGCAGCACGCAUCUUCUAUCGGACCAUGUCUCGCGGCUGUCAGACUAUUCAAGCAGCUGUGCAAGCAAGAGGGCUGGCUUCCACCAUGCAAGGACGGCACCCUCGACCUGAUGGAGAGCAAGCUGUCCGAGGCCCUCAAGAAGAUCCUGCCGAACGAGAUCAUCAUGCCCGCGGAGCUCGCCAGGGACUCCGACGCCGCGCUGAUCUUCCUGUGCUACCCGCUCGGGGUGGUGGACGAUGAGACCGGCCUCAAGAUCUUGGAGCGGCUGAAGAAGGUGUACGGGCACAUCGGCGUCUGCCGCUACCGCACGGACAGCUACUGGUGCCGGGACUACAAGGACACCCAGGAGCGGGCGGGGCGCGGAGGAGGGCUCGGGCCUCGUCUCCUCCCCCCCUCGGGCCUCGUCUCCUCCCCCCCUUGUCUUCCCCUCCUUCCCUCCUCCUGCUCCUCCUCCUCCUCCUCCUCCUCCGCCCUCCUCCUCCUCCUCCUCCUCCUCCUCCUCCUCCUCCUCCUCCUCCUCCUCCUCCUCCUCCUCCUCCUCCGUCCUCCUCCUCCCUCCUCCAGCCCCUGUGGCCGAAGCUCGAGAUGGGUCCUAAUGUCGAGCGUGUGUGUCUGCCCUCCUCCGCCUGCUGACGUGAAUCGCCCUCCCAGGCCUUGCCACUCCUGGUCCUGGACGGGUCGGUUUUGGCAGUGCUCGCGCUGCUUCCGAGGGGCUUGGGCUCUGGAAAAGCCUGCCCUGGGAUUGUGCCGCGGAGGGGUGGGUGUCGGGAUUCGAGGAUAUGAUGCUCCGAGGCUCUCGGCUCUGGGUCACAAGAUGCUCCUUUCGAUGCUUCUGACGGGAGUUUUGUGUUUUAUUCGCUUGUGCUGCAAACUGUACACGUGUGGUGGCCAGUUCCGUGGUUUGCGAGAAGGUUAUGCGCCGCUCCCCCGCUUCGGAGCGCAGGGGAGAAUGCGCGCCUGGAAGCGAGUCUGUCGAGGUCGCCACCCCCAGGUGCCUGGCGUCAUUGUAGACGUCGGCCCAUGGAUUUUUUUUUCGGAGGAGGAGGAGGAGGAGGACCCCUCUUUGCCUCCAAACCCCCUCUUCCCCACUCGGAGGUAG
Molecule: messenger RNA, 1897 nt
Organism: Prorocentrum cordatum
Lineage: Eukaryota; Dinophyceae; Prorocentrales; Prorocentraceae
Source: the annotation of a GenBank genome assembly